This is a messenger RNA of Malus domestica (apple), 2169 nucleotides long. NCBI's taxonomy places the organism in Eukaryota, Viridiplantae, Streptophyta, Magnoliopsida, Rosales, Rosaceae. The record is from RefSeq and is a predicted model, not a curated record.
AUGGAAGAGAGAGAGAUGGAGAGGUUGAAGAAACAGAGAGAAAAUGAUGAGAAAAUAGAUGAUGAGGAAAUAGAAAGAAAGGGAAAGGCACUGAGUCGAACAGAAAGGCCAUAUCAAUGGGCCAUGUACGACAACUGGGAAUGCCUGAAACAAUACUAUAAGGGAAAAUGGGAAGAGGUACUCAGUCCAUUGACAACGAACGAUGACACUGUACUUCACGUCGUAGCCUUUGCCGGGCGGAGUGACGUGCUUGAAUUCUUGAUUUCACUUGUGACGACUGCGACCAACGACAACCCUCGGAAUUUACGGAAUGCCUUGGUGCUGGAGAAUAGCCACGGGAGCACCAUCCUCCACGAGGUGGCAGCGUCGGGAAACCUGAAAGCCGCAAUGCUGUUGGUAAGCCACGAUGACCACAAUAGGAGAGAGCUAAUUGCUAGACGGGAUGCUGACCAAGACAAUGAGUAUGAGCCGGAUGUUGAUGCUAGCUCUACACGUAUUGUAGAGAUUAAGAACAAGUUAGGAGAAACGCCGUUCUACAGGGCAGCUUCUUACGGUCACACAAAGUUGUUCGACUAUUUCAACAUACAAGAUGUAAAUAUAGAGCGCCACUUAACCAGAUGCGUUGAUCGCAUGUCUGUUCUUCAUAUCGCUGUCAUUAACCAACAUUUUGACACUGCUCUUUGGCUACUGAAAAAGUACCCAUUUCUUGCAAAAACAAAGGAAGACGAUGGUUUCACAAGCCUUCAAUUGCUAGCCAAGAUGCCAUCUGCCUUCCAAGUCUACAAUCGCGAAAGCUUAUGGAAGAUGCUUAUUCAUAAAUGCCUCUCAGAAGAUGAUAGUGUUGAUGCGGCCGCACCAAAUCAAAACGGUGAUAUAGAGAGCAGAUGGAUUCCACAGCUUCCCACAGCUUGCUUGUCGAAGAAGCUCACAAGAUGGCCUCGAGUCUUUUCGAUCUUGAAGCAAAUAAAAAAAGAAAAAACACUAUCGGAGCUUACCCAGCUGCUCGUGGAGAAAGACUAUUCGUGGGUAGAAAGUAAGAAACCAAAGAAAGACAAGACAAUUUCCUUGGUGUCCUCACAGAAAGAUAUUGCUGCUAUUUGUGGUGAUGGAAGAGAAACAAAAAAAUCUACUAUUUAUAACUACACCCCACUGCUUAUAGCAACUAGCACCGGAAUAUUACCUCUUGUGAAAAGGAUAUAUGAGGUACAUCCUCAGGCGAUUGAGGCGCACGAAAUCGGCAGUCAACAAAACAUUUUGCAUAUGUCGAUUAAGCAUCGUCAGUUGCAGAUAUUUAGGCUUGUGAAGAGAAGCAGAGCGAUAACGUGGAGGUUAACUUCGAGGAUUGACAGUGAUGGAAAUACCAUAUUGCAUCGAGCUGCAGAUAUGACAUAUUACUCUCCAGACACUCAAAGUGUAAGUGGUCCUGCAUUGCAAUUGCAAGAAGAAUUACGUUGGAUGGUGCGAGCGGGAAAGAUAACGCCACCUCAUUAUAUCAUGCACCGCAACAACAAGGGUGUGACAGCGGAGGAGCUCUUCAAUAUUGAGCAUGAAAAGCUUCUUCAUUCGGCACAAACAUGGAUAAAAGACACUGCUCAGUCAUGCUCGACCGUGGCAGCUCUAGUGGCCACUGUGGUCUUUGCAGCCGCCUACACUGCUCCCGGGGGUUACAAUUCAGGCGGUGUUCCUGUUCUCCAACAUUCUCCUUUGUUCACUACCUUUAUCAUCACAGGCGUUGUCUCGCUCAUCAGCUCAUUGUCUUCUCUCGUCACAUUUCUCUCGAUCUUGACAUCUCCGUUUGAGUACAAAAACUUCCAUCAUUCUCUUCCGCUCAGGCUGCAUUUAGGAUUUGCCUUUCUUUUCUUCUCGCUAGUGACGGCCAUGCUCGCGUUCACUGCUACAGUUGUGCUCUUGAUUCAUCUCAACGAGAAAUUGACAUGGUCUCUUUUAUGUUGCUGCGUUUCUUCCUGUGUCUGUAUUUGGUAUGCAGCUUCCUUUGUAUGCGGGAUUUUCUCAUGCUUUGAUAUUUAUAUUUAAGAAAGUUAAGAAGUUUACAAUUUCGUUUUUCCCUGUAAAGGAAAUCCUCAAUCAGUAAGGGUAUUAUUGAAUGUUGAUUUGUGUGUUGUAAGUCCAAACCAAAAUAAAUACCAAUAAUUACAAAUUGGUGAGAUA